Molecule: messenger RNA, 1668 nt
Organism: Oryzias melastigma (Indian medaka)
Lineage: Eukaryota; Metazoa; Chordata; Actinopteri; Beloniformes; Adrianichthyidae
Gene: txlng
Product: taxilin gamma
Exons: 11
Coding region: 130-1524 (464 amino acids)
Biological process (GO): regulation of cell cycle
Molecular function (GO): syntaxin binding
Source: RefSeq, a predicted model, not a curated record
AGCGAGGUCAACUUGAGGGUUCGAUUUUAUUUUGAAAAGCCUAACCGGACGUGACGUAGAGCUGCUUUCACCGCCGUGUCCCGCUCCGGUCUGUCCGCGAGGAAAACAUCCAGCUCUGGUGAAGUCCUAAUGGAGCCAGCAGGAGUUUGUGGAAUCGAUCUGGAGAGCAGAGGCAUGGGUGCAGGCCGCCAUUCUCCAGCUGACCUGGACAGUCCCUGUCAGGAGGAGGUGUCCGGCUUUCAUCUGGCCAUGUGCUGCUCUGAGGAGGAGAGGGGGGAGACUCCCGGCAGAGAAGACAGUCCCAGUGACCUGGGGGAGGCGGAGCUGGAACCUGGAGGGAACGCCAAGACCGGGGAGGACAAGGCCUUCGGGAAGGAGGUGGUUCUUCUGAUGCAAGCCCUCAACUCUCUGGCCACUCCUGAGGAGAAACUCGCCGCUCUGUGCAAGAAGUACGCCGACUCGCUGGAGGAGAGCCGCUCCAUGCAGAAGCAGCUGAAGGCCCUGCAGAAGAAGCAGUCCCAGAUCGUGAAGGAGAAGGUCCACCUGCAGGGGGAGCACAGCAAGGCCAUCCUGGCCCGGAGCAAGCUGGAGAGCCUCUGCAGGGAGCUGCAGAGACACAACAAGAACCUGAAGGAGGAAAACGCUCAGAGGUCCAGAGAGUACGAGGAGCAGAGGAAGGAGGCCAUGCUGCACUUCCAGAAGACCCUGGGAGACAUCGAGGUGCAGAUGGAGCAGCACAGCUCCCACAACGCCAAGCUGAGGCUGGAGAACAUGGAGCUGGCGGAGAAGCUGAAGAAGCUGAUCGAGCAGUACGAGCUCCGCGAGGAGCAUAUAGACAAAGUGUUCAAGCACAAGGAGCUGCAGCAGCAGCUGAUGGACGCCAAGCUGCAGAGAAUCACGGAGAUGAUGAAGGAGGUGGAGGACAAGCAGCAGCGGGAGAGAGAGUUUCUGCUGAAGGACGCCACCGAGUCCAGACGCAAGUGUGAGAUGAUGAAGGAGCAGGAGGCUCAGCUGAAGCAGCAGCUGUCGCUCUACAUGGACAAGUUUGAGGAGUUUCAGAGCACUCUGGCCAAAAGCAACGAAGUCUUUUCCACCUUCAGACAAGAGAUGGAGAAGAUGACCAAGAAGAUCAAGAAGCUGGAGAAGGAGACGACCCAGUGGAGGACCAAAUGGGAGAGCAACAACCAGGCGCUGCUGCAGAUGGCAGAGGAGAAAACUCUGCGUGACGGCCACUUCAAGGCCCUGCAGGGCAAGCUGGAGCUGCUGGAGCGGCUGUGCAGAGCUCUGCAGAAGGAGAGGAACGACCUGAACAACCGGCUCAGCCUCCUCCAGCAGCAGGGGGCCCAGACCCCCCCGGAGGGCCCCGCCACCCCCCCGGAGGGCCCCGAGCCGGACGACUCUGAGGGCUCUGUACAGGGAGACGAGCAGGAGGCGUCCAGGCCUCCAGAGACGGGUCCAACUGAGACCAGCACCACAGAACCGACAGCAGGCCAACCCGAGGAAACGGCGAGCACACAGGACUGAGCAGAACCUCUGCAGAGACCGGUUCUGACAGAACCGCCAGUGAAAAUGGGAUUUUUUUUAUUGUGUUCUUUCUCCUGGUUCUCUCCAGAAAAACUCGUAUCUUUUUGUGAUGGAAAAGUUUCACUAAUAAAAGGUUUCAAGGAU